CCACGCGCUGCUAACCAGUCACCACAGAGCAGCAGGCGGUCAGUCUGUCAGUGAGCGGCGGACCGGUGGGUCGUUGUUUCUCCGUGUGUCUCUGUCCUGUAAUGGACCUCUUGUGUUCUUCUCUGUGACAUAAUCAUGUCCCAUUAACGGAUUCGUCUCGCUGGUUCUGGAGUUAAAUUAAACCUUGGUGGUCCCAGCGCUUUGGAGAAAAAUGGAAGCUGUGAGCAAGUGGAACCCGCAACAAGUGGUGGAGUGGAUGAGAGGUCUGGAUGACAGCCUGCAGCAGUACAUCCCAUCCUUCCAACAGCUGCAGGUGGAUGGGGAGAAGCUGCUCAGGAUGUCCCACCAGGAGCUGCUGUCUCUGGGCGUGGCAAGGGUCGGACACCAGGAGCUGAUCCUGGAGGCCGUGGAUCUGCUCUGCGCUCUGAACUAUGGCGUGGAGUCGGACAACCUGAAGACUUUGGUGGGGAAGAUGAGAACAGCGCACCACAACCUGGGCAGCGCCGUGACGCAGCGCAGGAAGAACCCCGCCUACCACAGCAAAAAUUCCAAUCAGCCCACCAAUGAAUUCCUCACCGCCGUGGUCGAACUGAUCGGCACCGCCAAGAAUCUGCUAGCCUGGCUGGACAGGACUCCUCUGUCGAGUGCCAGUGACUUCACCUCAACCAAAGGCAAGAUCAUCCAGCUGUGUUUGGAGCUCACCUCCACCGUCCAGAAGGACUGCACAGUUUAUGAGAUGGAGGAAAAGAUUCUGGAAGUGUCCCAAGCGCUCAACAGCAUCUGUGAGAAGACUGUCCAAGCGACUUCUGACCCUGCAAAAAGGGAAAUGUCCUGUUUGGAGGAGGUUCACAUCACCAAUGUCAAGCCUGGGGAGGGACUGGGGAUUUACAUCAAAUCCACCUACGAUGGGCUUCAUGUCAUCACAGGAACAACAGAGAAUUCUCCGGCAGAUAAAACCCAGAGGAUUCACGCUGGUGAUGAAGUCAUUCAGGUCAACAAACAGACAGUGGUGGGCUGGCAGCUAAAGCACCUGGUGGAGAAGUUGAGGGCAGAGUCUGGAGGUGUUGUUUUGAUGCUGAAGAAGAGGCCCUCUGGACCUUCUGCCAGCUUCGCACCGGCUCCACUGAAAAACCUGCGCUGGAGGCCGCCGCUCGUGCAGACCUCUCAGGGAGCGCCAAGUCUCUAUAAAUCACGAGAGUCAGAAACCUCAGACGCUCCUGGAAAGAGAGGGAAGACGACCAUCUUGGAUUUGUAUAUCCCUCCUCCCCCAGAAGCACCAUAUGUCCCGCUAGAUGGGAACACAAACGUGUUUCCAGGUGUGAAAAUGCGUCCCAAGUCUCCAAACUCGCAUCUGGAUGCAGACGUGCGGCAGCGACGCUUCACUGUAGCAGAGGAAAACCGGACGUCUGUCGCCCCUCCACCUGAAUCCAGCCAUCCUAUCCCAGUUCGCCUCAGGCAGCGCUCCUCCUCACGCUGUAAACCCAGACCCAUCUCCAUGCCUGUGGAGGCAUUUUCAGGCGUGUCUGACCGGCUCUCCAGGCCCAGUUCUCAGGGAAGGAAAGGUAAGGACAUUCUGCACAUGUAUCGGAGUAAUGAGGGCAUCAGCACCAUCACGGAGGAGGAGCCAUGUUUCCCUCUGCCGUACCGAGGUCACCCAUCUGUACGCGGCGUCGACCAUAUCAGGGGCAGCCAGUGCUACAUUAGCGCCAACCUGCACAACACGGCCACCAUACCUUACCAGGAAGUGGGGUCCAAAAAGGCUUCUGCCUCCACCUCUGCCGCUGUCUCUCCCGCUAAGGGUGUAAACAAACAGUCCACGUCGCUGCUCAGUGGUUGGCUGGCUCGACUCAAACUGCUCAGCCACAGCACACUUCAGUUCCUCCUGUGCUGCGCGUCUGUCUGCAGGAAACGCAUUACACUGCCGGACACCCAGACUGCAGAGUCAUCUGCAGCCAUGAGUCGGCGUCGGGUUUCAGUCAAAGACCUGGGAGCGGUGGACUGUCAGGGCUGGCUGCACCGCAAGAAGGAGAGCCGUAGCUUCCUGGGAAGCAGGUGGAAGAGAUACUGGUUUGUCCUGCAGAGGAGCUCUCUGUACUGGUACAGUGACAAGAUGGCUGAGAAAGCUGAUGGAUUCAUCAACCUGUCAGGCUUUACCAUCGAACAGGCCAAAACCUCCAGGAAGAAAUAUGUCAUAACAGCCAGUCAUCCGACUGUUGUGACUAUUAUUAUUGGUGCUGAGAGCUACAUAGAAAUGAAUAAAUGGAUCAGUAAACUAACAGACGCAGCUGAACUAGAUGAGGCAAUCAACAGUGAAGAGCGCUACAGUGAGGGCAGUGAUCAGGAUGAAGAAGACAUAUCGUUUUCUUCUCUUGACUCUCAGCUGGAUUCAGUAGCCACCCAAAAUGGAAACCGUCUUCAGCCUCCCUGGGAGUCUUUAUCCUGCACCUCACUCCCCACUGUCUCCUCAAUAAUCACUGAAAGCAGAAGUAGAACCAGCUCGGCUGCAAGCUCUUUGAGCAAAAACCGAAGACAAAGGCCAGUUUCCGAGGGCGGCGGUCGUCUGUCCUGGCUGGACCUCCCCAAGCAGGAUGAAACCAGCGGAACACAGACUCCUCCUCUAAUUGAUGUUAGAGAGGAAAAAGAGGAGGGCACAGUCAAGGAAAAAAUGCCAGAUGAGAUGGAAAGCCUCUACAACCAUCUGAAAGCAGCCAGCCUCUCUCCAACUGGACAGAAAUUUCAGAGGGACUUCAGAGCCUCGUUUAUCCGGCGAUGUAAGAAUGAAAAAGUCAACGAAAAGGUUCACCUGGUCCGGAUACUCAAAAGCACAUUAAAGGCUAAAGAGUCCGAGCUGCUGGCUUUGGAGCAGAUCCUGAAUGAACCAAAUCUCACAGCGCUCAUGUACAGGGAGUGGAGACUCUCCAACACCAUCCUGCUGCAAGAUAUCCUUCAGCGCAACCAGGAAGCAGAGGGUGCCACAAAGCCCAGACGGGAUAGUGUCUGAGAUUUUAGACCUGCUCAACACUGCUGUACAGUAACAUUUUCACACUUAUGAAGUCUGAAAGACACUGAAAGACAGAAAUGUCUAAACCCCACCAUCAUCCUGUGAUGACAGGAAGUUGGUUUCUACUCUUGAUCGAAUAACAAUGCUACAAGUUUACUUGAGGUUAACCUUUAAACAACGCUUUUCACCUCACUUCUAUUCACGCAGCAGAUUGGAAUGUUUGCGGGUCUUCAAGGCUUAGGAAACACUGUUUUUAAUUUCAAGCCAAAACUUUAAUUUGUAUUUGAUUAAUUUGUAUUUUUUAGUAGGUUUGCUUUAUUUUUGUGGAUGUAUUUUUUAUAUAUGAUUUCUGUUUAUUUUAUUUAAAAAGAGAUGACCUCCACCAAGUAGCUUGUGUGACUUUUUUCAGUUUGUUUCUUUAGCAGGAAUACUCCAAAGGUAAUGAUGGAUCUGCAUGAUGGUUUUAUGUGAAGUGGGGCUCAUUCCAGCUUAGAAGUGACUAAAGUGUUGGAUUCAGGAACUUUUGGAAGGAUUCUUUGAAAUUGGAAAAAAUUAACGUGUUGAGUCACAGCUUCACAAAUACGUUUCAUGUUUAAAUUUUAAAAAUCUGGUAGACAUUAACUCAGUAUAUGGACUGGUUCUUAUUCAGUGCUUUUCUAUCUACUCUUCCUGAGCACUCAAAGCGCUUUAUUCAACACGUUCACACGUAUCCACAUCCACCCUUUUCUAUGUCUAAGUGCUUUCUAUCUAACAUUCACUCUGAUGGAUGCGGGAGCAACUCAGCGUUCAGGAUCUUGCCCAAGGACGACUUGACAUGCACCGGAGCAGCCAGGAGUCGAACCUUCUACGCCUUAACUUGUUGUUGUAAAUAAAAUAUUACAACUAAUCUGGAUUCAGGAGCCGAGUUCAUGUCAGGUGUCCCUUCCAGUUGUCAGCAGUGUUAAAGUUUACUCAAAGUAAAAGCAAAUGUUGACGUUUGCAAAGAUUUAAAUGCAUUUUCAGUGAAAGGAGAAGCGGGAUCUGUUUAUAUUUGUUGAUACUUUUGUUGUGUGAACAAGUCUGAAGCAAUGAUUUUACGGCAGCUUGUUUUCUACCUCUGAACUUGUUCACUGCAGUGUCGUCUUGGGGAUGUCUAACAUUUUUAUCAUCCAACACAAAAAUCCCAUUAAAGCUGGGGCUGCGGUCGAACGCUGGGUUUGAAUCUGCUCAUCAAGCCGAUGCCUUGAUUUAACAUUUACAAUAAUUCAUGCGUUUGUUUUUACAUUCAGGUAUAGGAUACUUCAUCAUACGCGUGCUUUGUUUCCAUGAGCGGAAUGAAAUAACACAGUAAGAACAUGUUCUAUUCAGUCUUCUGAAUGCAAUACAUCUAUAAACUCUAGAAAUGCUGUGAAAAUAUUCUGCUCUCAAAACUAGUGGAAAUGUGGGAACGGGUUCCCAAAAAGCACUGAAAGUAGAACUGGGUCUAAACUGGUGCUGCAUUGGUGAAAGACAGGUUUUAAAGUCUGUAAAUAUUUUGCUUUUUGCUGUAUUUAUUGUACAUUUGCAGUAAAACGUUUGAAGUUU
Oreochromis aureus is the source of this 4564-nucleotide messenger RNA. It is a transcript of the gene cnksr3, whose product is annotated as cnksr family member 3. NCBI's taxonomy places the organism in Eukaryota, Metazoa, Chordata, Actinopteri, Cichliformes, Cichlidae. Gene Ontology annotation, biological process: regulation of signal transduction. Bases 212 to 3001 code for a protein of 929 amino acids. The record is from RefSeq and is a predicted model, not a curated record. Gene Ontology annotation, cellular component: cytoplasm; membrane. The transcript is spliced from 22 exons. Gene Ontology annotation, molecular function: protein binding.